UUGAUUUUUUUGAUUUAUGGACAAGGGUCGGGGGUUGACCCUCGAGAAUCCUGAUCAGCGCGCUAGGUUCUUCACGAACAAGCCGGUUUUUGGGUUUAAUCUGAGCCCACGCUUGAAUCCGAUUUACGCCAGCAGUAGUAGUGCUGCUGGCAUGCCGCCCAAUGAAGUUGACUUCUUCUCCGACAAGAAGGCUGAUAUCGUCAUCAAGAAGGAGAUAACCUUGCACGGCGAACCCGUCACCAAAGCUGAUUUGAAUGGAAAUACUGGUUUGCAACUGGCAAUUGCCAACGCCGGGAGCAAUAAAUCCAUGGUGGAUGACAUUGUUUCAUCGGAUAUGGAGGAGCGACGAGCCAAUAAUGAUCUGUCAGUGUUGCAAGUGGAGCUCGAAAAGAUGAACGCUGAGAAUCAGAGAUUGCAAGGAACGACAGUUCCUGGACCGUUGCAGUCUCAUACUUCAUCGGAGGAAAGAACACUGUCUGCGGGUUCUCCCAGGAACUACACAGAAUUGUCGAGGCAUAAAGGGAUUGCCAGGGAAGACAAUCCAGAUUCAGAAAGGUGGGCUCCUAAUAAACUCCCAAAGUUGAAUUCUUCCAAGUCUGUUGAUCAAGCUAUCGAGGUUACCGUGAGGAAAGGGAAAAGAAAUGUCGUCAACAGCUUAAGGGAGAAGAGAAACAAAAGAGAAUGA
Messenger RNA from Ipomoea nil (Japanese morning glory), 685 nucleotides. Its product is annotated as WRKY transcription factor 6-like. The record is from RefSeq and is a predicted model, not a curated record. Bases 17 to 685 code for a protein of 222 amino acids. Lineage: Eukaryota; Viridiplantae; Streptophyta; Magnoliopsida; Solanales; Convolvulaceae. The transcript is spliced from 5 exons.